This is a messenger RNA of Exophiala spinifera, 1410 nucleotides long. RefSeq lists its product as uncharacterized. The transcript is spliced from 2 exons. NCBI's taxonomy places the organism in Eukaryota, Fungi, Ascomycota, Eurotiomycetes, Chaetothyriales, Herpotrichiellaceae. The record is from RefSeq and is a predicted model, not a curated record. Bases 1 to 1410 code for a protein of 469 amino acids.
AUGCCUUCGCGUUUCGAUCAAGGUACAGUAGGUACCGGCUAUAGCAGCAUUCACUCGGCCGAUGCCUUCGUUGGCGACUAUCAAGUCAUGUACACGCCCGGUAAUUCACCUCCAAGCCAUCGACCUCAGAAAAAAUCGACGCGCUUCAGUAGAGCAGUGUCCUCCAAGUCACAGCACAGCCAGUCCAUCAUGCUACCAACGAAUAUUCCCAACACCUCCCAAAUCCUCGCCGACAAUGGCUCCCUACCAAACGUCCAGAUUCACUACACGAUCCCGGCCGACGAAAAACAAAUUGUCGCUUCUCUGCGCACCCUCCAGCGUGACUUGAAUGAAGCUAUGAAUACUAUCAACACUUUGACCCGCGAACGCGACGAAGCCCUUCUCGAGCUUAGGAUGCUUCAAGCUACGUCCAAGAAAUCCACCACUCCAGCCAGCAAAAACAAGAACUCUGCACGUGUGGAGGAAGAACUCUUCGACCUCAGCCGCUCGCUAGAUUCUCCUAAGAGGUCCCCAGCAAGACGCACUUCCACCAAAAGCGGUGCUCCAGAGCCGCAACAAGACCACGCUGCGAAAACAACCGACUCGAACGAUGCACGAGUUUUGUCCCCUGUCGCCGUCAACCGCCCGGCCUCACCUGUCUUGGAGAGAAGAACCGCGUCACGUUUUGGGGACAAACACAAGAAACCUGCCCUCAACGACACCGAGAACAGCAUGAUGGAAGACCCGACCGCGGCCUCUAAUACAUCCCGCCGCCGCCGCCGUGUCUCUCUCGACGAGAACAUGACGUCGGCAUACAUCAUACCCGACAUCACCGUCAGCCAGCCGAUCAAAGAAGCAAAGUCACAAACCCGUCCCAAUGUUUCAAAGGAAGCCCAGAGCGUUCUACACGGGCACGACCCGGAACACAUUGAGCACUGCGUAGUCUGCCGACGUCUGACUGCCACAAAGAAGACGACAAAGCAAGUCACUCAUGCUGUCCCUUUGGAGAAUGACCGUGCUGUGUCUCAACCUCGAGCCCGUACCCAGUCAACCCAGCCUGAAGAUGAGGACGAUUCCGAGUUCGGCCUGGACCAAGAGGUUGGAUUUAAGAACUCCAAGAAGGAUUUCACCGCGCAAAUCACGCAGCUCAUGAAGAACGUGAUGCUUGAAGAACCUACUCUCCGACCCAAACUCAAUCCUCAUCACGCCCUCGCUAACGUCAAAAAACUUCUAACGGACCAAUUUCUCGAGGCCAAGCGCAAACACGCCGCGGCAUGGCAAAAGUAUGAUGCGAUUGAUGCACCUCUGCACAGCAAGAGACACGCAGCUGCAGGCGAGGAGAUGCUGUAUUGGUCAACAAAGAUGGAGCAGUGUCGUGUGAAUCUAGAUCAAUUACGUGACGUCGAGGAAGGCAUGAGGACUGAAGACUGA